Messenger RNA from Naegleria gruberi, 816 nucleotides. RefSeq lists its product as uncharacterized. Gene Ontology annotation, cellular component: cytoplasm. The annotation marks the transcript as partial. NCBI's taxonomy places the organism in Eukaryota, Heterolobosea, Eutetramitea, Acrasida, Naegleriidae. The record is from RefSeq and is a predicted model, not a curated record. The transcript has a single exon.
AUGAGCAAGACACAAUUUCGUGAUUACUAUGAAGUUCUCGGAGUGACGAAGGAAGCUACGAAGGAAGAAAUUAGAAAAGCCUACAAGAAGCAAGCUUUAGUGUGGCAUCCGGAUCGUAACUUGGAUAAUCAAGAAGAAGCCACACAUAAAUUUAAAGAAAUUCAAGAUGCCUACGAAACACUCUUUGAUGAUAACGAAAGAGCAUGGUAUGAUGAGAAUAAACACAUCAUCAUGAAGGGAGGUAUGGCAGCAGCUAAAUCCGGAGCUUGUGAUGAUGAUGUGGACAGAGAACCUGAUCAAUUGAAUUUGUGGAGUUAUUUAUCAUCAUCAUGUUACACAACAUUUAAUAGCAAUGAUAAGGACAAUUUCUUCAAGAUUUAUCAAACAGUUUUUGAUACCAUUCUCAAGGAAGAUGAAGAAUAUAAAUCAUCGAAAAAAGUUGGUGGAAGUUCAAGUAAUAAUGCUAAUAUUCAAAGUCCUUCAUUUGGAGAUGAAAAUUCAUCAUUCGAACAGGUUAACAAAUUCUAUACCUAUUGGUCAACUUAUAGUACAAAGAGAUCUUUUGCUUGGAAGGAUAAGUAUAGAUUAUCGGAUGCAGAGAAUAGAUAUAUUAGAAGACAAAUUGAGAAGGAAAAUGAAAUGGAAAGAAACAAAGCUAGAAAGGAAUAUAAUGAUUUGGUUAAGCAUUUACUGAAGAAGGUUAAGGCAGACGAUCCAAGAGUUAAAGCCGAAAUGAAGAGAAGAAAAAAGAUGCAAGAUGAAAUUGAAAAAAAGAAGGAAGAAGAUAGACUUUUACAAGAAAAGUUAAAGAAGGAA